Molecule: messenger RNA, 504 nt
Organism: Parasteatoda tepidariorum (common house spider)
Lineage: Eukaryota; Metazoa; Arthropoda; Arachnida; Araneae; Theridiidae
Source: RefSeq, a predicted model, not a curated record
AAAAUAGAUUUGAGCUAUAACUUAUUGACUGCAAUACCUGAAGAUCUUUUCCACAAUUUGGAAAACUUGACUGCAGUUAAUCUGAAAAGAAAUUAUAUAAGGAGUGUUACAAAAUUAUUUUCUCGAAAUAAUCGUUUGGAACAUAUCGAUUUAAGUAAUAAUUUAAUCGAAUCUUGCCAUUAUAUAUUUCAAUCGAUGCAAUCCUUGAAGACUAUUAAUUUGCAUGGUAACCAUCUUAGUAAAUUAACAAAAAAUUACUUUUUGUCUCUUCCAUCGCUUGUGGAAUUGAUUCUCAGUCAGAAUUUUAUUUCCCAAAUCGAUUCAGAAGCUUUGUCUGAGCUAGACCGGUUACAACAUCUUGAUCUGUCCUUUAAUAGACUAAAAACAUUGUCAAGAGAAUCGUUUUCCGGUGUUUCAGCUAUUCAAGAAAUAAUUACGACUGGUAAGUACAUUUAAUCUCCAACCAUUUGCAUCUGAAUUUCAGAAAAUAAAAUAAUUUUUAAA